Molecule: messenger RNA, 1308 nt
Organism: Actinia tenebrosa (Australian red waratah sea anemone)
Lineage: Eukaryota; Metazoa; Cnidaria; Anthozoa; Actiniaria; Actiniidae
Product: S-adenosylmethionine sensor upstream of mTORC1
Biological process (GO): negative regulation of TORC1 signaling
Source: RefSeq, a predicted model, not a curated record
CAUGCACAAACAUGGCUGAACAAGAAACUCUUUCGAAUGUUGUGAAAGGUUUGCAUCAAAGAUUGAGAACAAAACUAAAAGAAGCAAAUGGAGAUUUUGAGAAAAUAUGGAAAGAUCACUGUUCAGAUAAGGAAAGUCUACAAAAAUAUGCCACUGCAAUGCAUUCAUUAGCUACUGACCAGUGGACAAAAAACUCCCCAGGGGGUAGGGCUGAUUGGUGUGUCAAGACAUGUCAGGAUUAUUUUAAUGGCGGUGGAUUAGCAUCUGCUCUAGAGAAGCAGAAAAGAAGAUUUGAAAAGGAAAUGGCAACACCAUGUUGUUGUUGUUUGAACAUUUCUUAUGAUAGUGGUUCUAUUGUGGAAGGCAAGUUGAAUCUCUUGGAUGUUGGUAGCUGCUAUAACCCCUUCAGUGCAUAUUCAGAAUUCUCAUCACUUGCUAUUGAUCUCUACCCAGCUAAAGAGUCUGUCUACAAAUGUGAUUUUUUAAACCUGAACGUGAGCAACAAGAAUAUCUCAGAUUCAGAUAGCAAAAACAAUUCCAGUGCUUUAUGCAGUUGCAAAGGAAACAGCCCCCAGUCUUUAAGUGCUGAGAAGGAACAGCAGAAUAACCUGCCUGAUUAUGCAAGAGAUCCAGUUGGCUCCACAACUGAAGAAAAAUUACCCUCUAUGAAUAGACUAUUUCCUUUUUCUCAAGACAGCUGUGAURUUAAAGGAUUUCUCACAAGCUCAGAGAUCUCAGAAUUACCAGCUGCUUAUUUCCAUGUUAUCAUUUUUUCACUUCUUUUGUCUUAUUUUCCCACACCUGCCCAAAGAUGGACAUGUUGCAUAAAAGCACACCAACUCCUUGCUGUAAAUGGUAUCCUAAUUAUCAUAACACCUGACUCAUCACAUCAGAAUCGUAAUGUUGCAAUGAUGAAAUCCUGGAAAGCUGCUAUAGAAUCUAUAGGAUUUAUUCGAUGGAGAUACCUCAAGGAUACACAUGUCCAUUGCAUGGUUUUCAGAAAAGUUUCUCCAUGUCAUCAUAGUUGUUCUAAAACUUGUAGUUGCAAAAUCAGUGUCAAUGUUACUCCUGAUAUGCUCUACAUGCGGCAAGAUUUCUCUGAUGAUAAAGCUUCUGAUAAUGCCAAUGAUGAUACUAAGACAAAUACUUGUGAUGUGAAUGCGCACAAUGGCAUGGAUCACAAAGUUCCUGAACCACAGARGAAGAAAAGGAAAGCUGAACUUUCUCAAUAAGUGCUUUUUGACAUAUUUCAUGGAAAUAAACUUCAUAUUUUUAAGAAUAAACUGUCAACAUUUUUCUUACUGUAAA